GCUGAGUCAGCAGGAAAUGCUUCGCCCCGCAUUGUGUUAGAGGAAGCGAUUUUGGCGAUGACUGUUUCGCGAUGACUGAACAUAUUCAAUAGGAGCACCACAAAACGCGGUACGAAGCGAAGAUCAAGGAUCAAUACACGCCUGACGAGGAACUAGUGUCUGAACAUUCCGCUGCUGGCCGCAGCAUCGGAUCUAGUGUUCCAGCAAGACAACCAGCCUUGUACACCAUUGCUCACGCGAGCUAUCAUGGCGACCGCAAACGGCGUCAAUGGCUCCGCAAAGCAUGAGAUUCUCCCUGAACCUGGCAAGAAGAACAUCCUCAUCACUUCCGCGCUCCCGUAUGUCAACAACGUGCCCCACUUAGGCAACAUUAUCGGCUCUGUUUUAUCUGCAGACGUCUUUGCACGAUACUGCAAAGCGCGCGGUCAUCCGACCUUGUUCGUCUGCGGGACAGACGAGUACGGUACGGCGACCGAGACGAAGGCGAUCGAGGAGGGUGUGACUCCCCAAGAGCUUUGCAACAAGUACAACCGCUUGCACAAGGAAGUGUACGACUGGUUCGAAAUCGGCUUCGAUCAUUUCGGCCGGACACCGACGCAAGAACAGACCGAUAUUGCGCAGGAUAUAUUCUUGAAGUUGCACAAGAACGGCUACUUGGACGAGCGGACAACGACGCAGCCGUACUGCGAGCAGCAUAAAGGUUUCCUCGCUGAUCGUUUCGUGGAAGGAGAGUGCCCGAUCUGCCAUUUCCACGAUGCGCGAGGUGACCAGUGCGACAAGUGCGGGCAUUUGCUCGAGCCUCUGGACCUGAUAAACCCGCGGUGUAAGCUUGAUGGUGCGACGCCGAUUCCGAAAGAUACAAAGCAUGUCUUCCUGCUGCUGGACAAGCUACAGGAACAGGUUGCAAAGUGGAGCGAGAAAAGCCAGGUCGAAGGCGCCUGGAGCGAGAACAGCAAGCACAUUACCAAUGCAUGGCUACAGGAAGGUUUGAAACCGCGUGGUAUAACUCGUGACCUGAAGUGGGGUACCGCGGUGCCGCUAGAGGGUUACGAUGAGAAGGUGCUGUAUGUCUGGUUUGAUGCUUGCAUCGGCUAUGUCUCGAUUACAGCAACGUAUACGAAGCACUGGGAGAAGUGGUGGCGUGAUCCGGAGAAUGUCAAGCUGUAUCAGUUCAUGGGCAAGGACAAUGUGCCCUUCCACACCGUCGUCUUUCCGUGCUCGCAACUUGGCACAGGCGACAAGUGGACGAUGCUGAACACACUUAGCACGACAGAAUAUCUGAACUACGAAGGAGGAAAGUUCAGCAAAAGCCGUGGCAUCGGCGUGUUUGGCUCGAGUGCCAAGGAGACGGGCGUUGCGCCUGAUGUUUGGAGGUAUUUCCUUUUGCUGAGGAGACCGGAGACUAGCGAUACCGAGUUCCAGUGGGAUGGCUUCAUCUCUGCGAACAACAACGAGCUGGUAGCGAACUUCGGCAACUUUGUGAACCGCAUAUUGAAGUUCGUCAACUCUGCCAACUACGACUCAGUCAUACCUGCUGCACCGAAGCUAGAGUCUUCCUCGGAUCUUGCGAAGAAUCUAGAACAACACAUCGCAGAAGCGAAUGACAUUCUAAAGCGCUACCGAGAGGAGAUGGACGCGGUACAUCUCAAGGCAGGUCUGAUCAACGCUCGCGAACUGUCUUCACUCGGCAAUAAGCUUCUUCAAGACAACCGUCUCGACAACGCUCUUUUCAGCAACGAGCGCGAACGUUGCGACGCUGUCGUCCACCUCUGCAUCAACCACGUCCACCUCCUCGCUUCGGUCAUUGCGCCCUAUCUACCCGCCACCACUCGUGCCAUCCUCGAGCAGCUGCAAGCGGACCUUCUCAUCAUCCCGGACGACUGGAAAGCAGAUAGCAUAUCCGGCGGUCACACUAUCGGCAAAGCUGCGCAUCUGUUCAAGAACAUCAAGCCGGAGAAGGAACAGGAGUGGCGGGAGUUGUUCGGCGGACAGGAAUUGCAGAAGCAGAAGCAGGCUGAAGCUGCAAAGAAGGCGGCUAAAAAGGCGGAGAAGGACAGGAAGAAGGCUGCGAAGGCUGAUGGGAAGAAGGCGGCCGAUGAAGGUAAGGGCAGCGUAGAGAGUGUGGAGAAGGAUGGCGUGCAGAGUGACCCGAAGGCUGGUGAUGCGCUGGAGGAGGUAACAGAAGGCACAAAACAAGUUACGCUGCAGACGAGCUAAGGUCUUAUGUUGAGGCUGUAGUAAAUUGUUAUCUGCCCGUUAGCGUGGCGUUGGUGUGGCUGUCCGAGGAUGGAUGGUUGAUGUGGAGAGUGAUUUCAAAGAUGGCCUGAUGCCAUGUUCUCACUGCAGCGCAGGUUGAGCUGAACCCUUCCGGAUGUCAGCAUUUCUAUGCAUGCUUCGCCAACUUCAUGUCGAACCACACGCCUUCGCCUCGCCUGCCGUGUCUCGUCAAUUGCGAGAAGUCGCAAUGAAGCUUAAGGACUU
This is a messenger RNA of Baudoinia panamericana UAMH 10762, 2481 nucleotides long. RefSeq lists its product as uncharacterized. Gene Ontology annotation, molecular function: methionine-tRNA ligase activity; ATP binding. The coding region runs from base 247 to 2217 and encodes 656 amino acids. The record is from RefSeq and is a predicted model, not a curated record. Gene Ontology annotation, biological process: methionyl-tRNA aminoacylation. The transcript has a single exon. Gene Ontology annotation, cellular component: cytosol; aminoacyl-tRNA synthetase multienzyme complex. Lineage: Eukaryota; Fungi; Ascomycota; Dothideomycetes; Mycosphaerellales; Teratosphaeriaceae.